Anas platyrhynchos (mallard) is the source of this 3584-nucleotide messenger RNA. It is a transcript of the gene CPT2, whose product is annotated as carnitine palmitoyltransferase 2. Gene Ontology annotation, cellular component: mitochondrion. Gene Ontology annotation, biological process: fatty acid beta-oxidation. The record is from RefSeq and is a predicted model, not a curated record. Gene Ontology annotation, molecular function: carnitine O-palmitoyltransferase activity. Lineage: Eukaryota; Metazoa; Chordata; Aves; Anseriformes; Anatidae.
GGGGCGGAGCCGUUGGGGCCGGAGCUGUGGAGGCGCCGCCGCCGCUGGGCCGCAGAGCGGGGCUGGGGCGGGCGAGGCGGGCGUCAUGGCGGCGCGGCAGCUGCUGCUGCUGCGGCGGGGCUACAGCAGCGCGGGCGCUGCCGAGUACCUGCACCGCAGCAUCGUGCCCACCAUGCACUACCAGAAGAGCCUGCCCAGACUGCCGGUUCCCAAGCUAGAAGAUACAAUUAAGAGAUACCUGAAUGCACAGAAACCUCUUUUAAACGAUGACCAGUUCAGGAAAACUGAAGAACUUGCUCAUCAGUUUGAAAAGGGGAUUGGAAGAGAGCUGCAUGAGCAAUUAGUUGCUCAAGACAAACAGAACAAGCAUACUAGUUACAUCACAGGUCCCUGGUUUGAUAUGUACCUAAAAUCACGUGACCCUGUUGUUCUGAAUUUUAAUGCAUUUAUGUCUUUUAAUCCUGACCCAAAAUCUGAGUAUAAUGAUCAACUCAUACGAGCUACGAAUAUGACUGUUUCUGCUGUACGUUUUAUGAAGACCUUCAGGGCUGGUUAUCUUGAACCUGAGGUUUUUCAUCUCAAUCCAGAAAAAAGUGACACUGAGAUCUUUAAGAAAAUUAUCCGAUUUGUGCCUUCCUCACUUUCUUGGUUUGGUGCCUACAUGGUCAAUGCAUACCCCCUAGAUAUGUCUCAGUACUUCAGGCUUUUCAAUUCUACACGGUUGCCUAAACUCAACAGAGAUGAGCUUUUGACAGAUGAAAAGGCAAAACACUUGCUGGUAAUGAGAAAAGGGAAUUUUUAUGUAUUUGAUGUUAUUGAUAGAGAUGGAAAUAUGGUGAAACCUUCAGAAAUACAAGCACACUUGAAAUACAUCCUCAGUGACAACAGUCCAGCCCCGGACUUCCCACUUGGCUACCUCACCAGUGAAAACCGAGAUACUUGGGCAUUGCUGAGAAAGAAUCUACUGGAUAGCGGCAAUGAGGAAGCUCUUCAAAAAGUAGACACUGCUCUGUUUUGUCUAAGUUUAGAUGAUUUUCCCAUUAAAGACUUUGUGCACUUGUCCCAUACUAUGUUGCAUGGAGAUGGUGCUAACCGCUGGUAUGACAAAUCCUUUAAUCUUAUCAUAGCUAAAGAUGGCACUGCAGGAAUUAAUUUUGAACAUUCCUGGGGUGAUGGUGUGGCUGUGCUCAGAUUCCAGAACGAAGUCUUUAAAGACAGUACCAAAGUACCAGCUGUCAGCCCUCAGUCGCAGCCUGCUUCCGUAGACUCUUCCAGAGCAGUGCAGAAACUUGACUUUAAGCUGAAUGAUGCCUUAAAAGCAGGAAUUACCAAAGCAAAGCAGAAGUUUGAUGCCAGUGUAGAAUCACUGUCUAUUGAUAUGAUUCAGUUCCAUGAAGGGGGCAAGGAACUUCUAAAACAGAAGAAGGUGAGCCCAGAUGCUGUGGUUCAGCUUGCCUUCCAGAUGGCUUUCCUUCGACAAUACAAUCAGACGGUUGCUACGUAUGAAUCUUGUAGUACUGCAGCUUUCAAACAUGGUCGCACAGAAACUAUCCGUCCUGCCUCUAUUCAUACAAAGAAAUGUUCGGAGGCUUUUGUCAGGGAACUGUCAAAACAUAGCACAGAAGAGCUUCAGAAGUUGAUUGUGGAGUGCUCCAAAUACCAUGGCCGUUUGACAAAAGAAGCUGCUAUGGGUCAGGGAUUUGACCGACAUCUCUUUGGGUUGCGCUAUUUAGCCCAGUCCAAAGGUAUUGCAUUGCCUGAUUUCUAUCAAGACCAAGCCUAUGCUCGACUUAAUUACAACAUCAUUUCUACAAGCACAUUAGUUAGCCCAGCUGUGCAGUUAGGAGGAUUUGGCCCAGUGGUGCCUGAUGGCUAUGGAGUAGGAUAUCAAGUACAUGAUGAUUGGAUAGGUUGCAAUGUUUCAUCUUACCCAACUAGGAAUGGUAAAGAAUUCCUUCAGUGCAUACACAAGUCACUGGAAAAUAUCUUCAGUGUUUUAAAGGGCAAGAAGGUAGGUAGUUAGACAAAAGGGGUGGAAGACUUACAGUUGUGAUGGAGAAUACAGACCUUGUCUAAUUGGCAGUACCUACUAAUCAGUGUUCAACGUGGCUGAAACUGAUGAGCUAAGUUGGCUUCAAUUAGCUUCCUUGAAUUUGAAUACUGUGUAGAUUCAAUUUGAAAUUUUUAUCUAUUUUAAAGAAAUCAAGUGCAGACCUUGAAUGCAUUAUUUCAGGAAAUACAAGCAUUCAUGAUGUUGAAAAAUGAAGUAACAGAACUGUUAAAACAGAUCCACGUGCUCUUAAAAUACAUUUAAAAUAAAAAGCAUCGUUACCAAAUUUGUGACCUCUAACAUCUUUGUUCUAUGAGUGUUCAGGCAGACAGCAGCACUGUGAAACCACCCUUAAACUGUUUGGUUUUAAAAUAAUAUAUGCAAUAGUUUUAAAUAUGAAAGAGUGAUUAUGUUUGCACUCUUGCAGUAAGCUUGCUUACUAACUUGUCACACCUACUUUUCUCUUUAAACUUGAAUCAACAUCAGAACUGAUUGUACCUCAAUGGUUUGAAGCCUUUCCAAUAUAACAGCUUUUUGAGAAACAAAAAAUGAAGUACAAGGCUUUAACUAACCUGCAGUCACCAACUGUGCUGUUAAAUUGACGAAAAGACAAUUGUGAUGCAAUAAAGCUAUAUAAUAAUAACCACAAAGUUAUUUUAUUACUGGUAUCAAAAUUAUACAGUGUGGGUAGUCUAUCAGUAUCUCAUGUUUCUUGUAAAAGUUAGAAAGAAUACUUUUCAAAGCCUGCUGCAGUGUUGUCUUUCACCUUCCAUAUGUGAAGUUUGUCCAAUAAUCUGCUGCUUUUGUUCUGCUGUGUACACGUGCUCCUGUGCCUUCAAAAAGUCACUGAACUUUAUCAUUGGAAUUCUCUUUCCAAUAUUCCUCCUGCUGUAGUGACCUUAACAGAAUAUUUUUCUCAUUUUUUUCCUUACUUUUGUACUUGCCUUUGGCUGCAAUUCUUGAUGUCAUUUAUUGUACCAAAUAUCAGAGUUUUAGUGCUUAGAGAUGCAUCUUUAAUGCAUCAGGGUUUGUUGUAGAAAUUCUAAAGACUAAGGCUUCGCCAAACAUGCUGAAGGGUUCAAGGAAAGCUUGAGCAUAACACAUCGCUAUAAAGCAGUCACACCAUGAAUUCAAGAUCAAACUGCCACAGACAGGUUCCUCAUAGUGCUCGUAACUCAGACUUACCAUGAUUAUCCUUGCAAUUUAUAUGAAGAAGGGAAGGUGAUCAUUUUGGGGGGUGAAGGAACUAAUUUAAUCAGAGCAAAAGUCUUUGAAUGAAGUUUCUUAGAGGAAGUUGGUGUUUUUUUGAACAUGAGAACUAUUAGCAAGAUAGCGAGAGCACUUUCCAGAAGUAGGAAGUCUGUCUGCAAUUUGAAAUGAGUAAAGUUGAUCUACAGAAAGAUAAUUUGAUUUUCAGAAGGUGUAACAGCUAGGCAUAAGCGUCAGUGUAAGUCAAACUCAGUAUUCUCAGUAAAUUCACUUCAUUGUCUUUAAGAGCUGCCAGUUCAAAUAAAGAUCUAGCUUUUUGCUUGAA